GUCGGCGAGGUUUAAUGAGACUCCAUUGGAUUGUAAUCAGCGUCAUGUCGGAUUCGGUGUAAACUACAACAGUGGAACAAAAUGGCGACUGUUUAGGUGACGCCACUUUUUAACGCUGCUAGCGUUUUAAACAGCAUAAUCUGUCGUGUGCUGCUGUUGUUUUUUUUUAAAUUUAUUUUUAUUUUUAUUAUCCAGCUCGGAUUCACUUGGAGCACAAGAUUUAGAGACAGCGUCAAGGUCAGUUCCUGGUCGUGGAAUUUAACAGUGGCACUUUUUCCCUCAAACGUCAGUCGUCUUUACAGGCCGGAUUUGACGAGCCAUUUUGGAGGGCUCCGUGGAACGUACCUUUUUUGGACCUCGCCAAAGGAUGUGGAAGUACCCGUUGGCGCUUGGCAGCAGGCGGGAUUGCGCAUGGAUGGCGUUUUUGUGAGUCUCCAGGUCCAACCAUGGUGAAACUCGCCAACCCUCUGUACACGGAGUGGAUUCUGGAGGCCAUACAGAAAAUCAAGAGGCAGAAGCAGCGGCCCUCGGAGGAGAGGAUUUCCCACGCGGUGGGCACGUCGCACGGACUGGACCGGAAGACGGUCCUGGAGCAGUUGGAUUUAAGCGUUCACGAUGGCUCUAUUCUCAAGGUUACCAACAAGGGUAGCACCUCAUACAAGGACCCGGGGAUCACCAGGAGAGCGGGAUCCAUCCCGCCUCCCGCCUCGCCUAUGCCGACAAAGGAUUCUAUACGGGGUUCCGGCGAUCUCCGCCACCUGGAUUGGAAUAAGAUCCUGCACAGGGCCAUUGAGGGCCUGGACGACACGCACGGCUCCUCGCUCAAAAACAUCGAGAGGUACCUGAGGAACCAGGACGACCUGGCCGAGGCGGCUGACAACCCGGCCUUCCGCCAGCGCUUGCGGCUGGCGGCCAAGCGCUCCGUCAACAGCGGCAGACUGUUCAAAAAUGGCCCGCGGUACCAGCUCGGAGGGCGCGGCGGCACCGACAGCAGGGCGCCCAGGUGUCCCAUGGCCACCCCUUUGCUGCUGAUGUCGGCGACGCUCCUAGCCCACGAGCGAGAACAGCUGCGGGUAGACCCCAUCCCAAUAUGCAGUUUCUGUCUGGGCACAAAAGAGUCCAACCGAGACAAGCGUCCAGAGGAGCUUCUUUCUUGCGCCGACUGUGGGAGCAGCGGGCAUCCCUCGUGUCUCAAGUUCUCCCCCAAGUUGACCUCCCACGUGAAGCGAUUACGGUGGCAGUGCAUCGAAUGCAAAACCUGCAGUUCCUGCCGAAUACAGGGGAAAAAUGCAGACCAGAUGCUCUUCUGCGAUUCGUGUGACCGGGGCUUCCACAUGGAGUGCUGCGAGCCGCCCAUUUCCAGAAUGCCUAAAGGAACGUGGCUGUGCCAGUUCUGCAGGCCCAAGGACAACGGAAAGAAGCUGCUGCACCGAAAAGCUGACGAGAUCAAACGGCGAUAUGCAAAGCCCAUCGGAAGACCCAGGAAUAAGCUCACGCCACAAAUGUGUCUAAGCAGCCGUGAUGGUUCCAUGGUGGCACUCGGAGGAAGGGGGUCACCCGGUAGGGGUCCGAAGUUUAGCGCGUGUACCUCAUCCCGUCAUGCCGCAUCUGUGAAGGACGCCAGAGGCAGCUCGGCUAUUCCAGACGCCACCCAAUUCACCAUCCCAACCCCCACCUCCACCGCCGUCACCCCCCUCCUCACGCCCUCCUUCGCCACCCCAGCUGCGCUCGGCGUUAACAAGAAAACCAAAGGGCUCAUCGACGGGCUUUCCAAAUUCUUCACCCCUUCCCCCGUGGGGCGUCGCUCGCGAGCCGUAGCCGCCGAGUCGCCCGCCGACAAACGGUUAGGCGUGGCCGCUCCAGUCGCCGCCAGUCACCAGAUAGCGCCCUCGUCUGCACUCCCCGCCACCGCCCCCCCAACAUCGCCGGGAUUUAGCCCGCCCUCGCAGGUGUCCGCCGGCUCCACCUCGGCUAACUCGCCCCAGAGCUCUUCCAGCCAGUCUAGCGCUCCCUCCCUGGGUAGCCUCUGCAAUAGCAGCCAGCUCAAGGGACUGUUUGACGGACUCUCGCACAUUUACGCCACUCAGGGACAGUCGCGGAAAAAGAGGCUCGCGUGCUACACGCCGCCCAAGCGCACGCAGCAAAAGCGGGACUCGCCACACGCGUCCAAAGCGCCGACCCAGUUCCACAGAAAGAACGAGUUUAGUAAAAACCGGCUCAGCUCCACGUCACCGGGGUCGGGGCGACCCCCAGGACACGCCUUUAAGUUGGUCAGCCAUUUCAAGCGCAACCCCUUCCUUAAAAAACACAGGACGCUAGGCAGGCUGAGGUAUAAGGUGAGCCCCCCGAAGGGAGCGCCCUCGCCAGGGAAGGGAGACUUGACAGACGGAAGAGUUAAGCCAGAGAGUAAUCAUGGCCACAAAAGGGAGCUGCGGGUGAAGCAAGAACCCCGCGCCAGCUCGGCGGCCAUGUCUGGCGAGCACGUGACCGACAAGGACGUGGAGAUGUUCGCCAGCGUCCGAGAAAUCGCUGCCCAGAGGACGGGAUGUCAAACGAACACGGACGCCACGCGAUGUCCGGCUGUCAUUGAAUUUGGGAAGUACGAAAUCCAAACGUGGUAUUCGUCACCGUACCCGCCUGAAUACUCAAGAUUACACAAGCUUUAUCUGUGCGAGUUCUGUCUGAAGUACAUGCGAAGCAAAAACAUUCUCCAGAGGCACACCAAGAAGUGCGGCUGGUUCCACCCGCCGGCCAAUGAGAUCUACCGAAAAAACGGCCUCUCCGUCUUUGAGGUUGAUGGAAAUGUCAGCAAACUGUUCUGCCAAAACCUUUGCCUGUUAGCCAAGCUUUUCCUGGAUCACAAGACCCUGUAUUACGACGUGGAGCCGUUCCUCUUCUACAUCCUCACAAAGAAUGACCACAAAGGCUGUCAUUUUGUCGGCUAUUUCUCCAAGGAAAAGCUUUGCCAGCAGAAGUACAACGUCUCCUGCAUAAUGAUCAUGCCUCAGUACCAACGGCAAGGAUUUGGGCGCUUCCUUAUUGAUUUCAGUUACCUUCUGACCAGGCAAGAAGGACAAGCCGGCUCCCCCGAGAAGCCGCUGUCAGAUCUGGGUCGCUUAUCCUACCUGGCGUAUUGGAAAAGUGUCAUCCUGGAGUACCUUUAUAGGCAGACGGAUAAACACGUCAGUGUUAAAGGCAUAAGCAGGGCCACGGGGAUGUGUCCGCACGACAUCGCCGCCACUUUGCAGCACCUCGGCAUGAUUGACAGACAGGAUGGACGGGUGGUGCUGAUACAAAGAGAACGACUGAUCCACCGGCACAUGCAGAGACUGCGGACCGACCCGCGUCGUCACAAGGUGGACCCCGAAGCCCUGUGCUGGACGCGCUCCACGUCGCUCAACGCCGUCCUGUCCGAGGAGGAGCGAGAAGCGGAGAUGGAUGUAGGUUCCCCAUUCCGACGGCGUGUGCAAAAACAAAAAAAAGGAAAAAAAAAACACAGUAUGGCUACAUUUUAUACAGUGCGAUCGUUCCAUUUUUUGAUUUCACGUUCUUCUUGCAAACUCAAUUUGUGGUAUUAUGCCCCCCCCCCCCCCCCCCCCCCCACACACACACACACACACCUUACUGUGCUCGUGGUUUCAUUCGGCCCGGUGUUAUUUGUGUUCCAGAGGAGCAAGAGGGGCCGCAAGAGAAAGAGAAUUAACAGCAGCGUCACAACGGAGACCAUUUCCGAGACCACCGAGGUCCUAAACGAGCCCUUCGAUAACUCUGAGGACGAGGGUCCCAUGCCGCGGUUGGAGCGCACCCGCAGCGUGAGCGCCAUGGAAGAAGAGGAGGAAGAGGGAGAGGACAACGAAGAGGAGAACAAGACCCAGAUCGCACCCAUGAAACGGCGGCGAGGUCGACCGAGGCUGAAAGAAAAGAUGCAGAGAGAUGAGCUUCAGCACUGGAAUGAAGAUGCUGACGUCGCCUCCAAGGGACCUGGCAGACCUCGUCCAGUGAAGCGAAAGAAAGGCUGGCCCAAAGGAGUCAAACGAGGCCCACCAAAGUGGCGCCUGAAGAACGAGCGCAAAAUGGGCUUCAAGCUGAACCUUUACACGCCGCCCGAAACGCCCAUGGAGGCGGAGCAGCACCGUAUCCAGUUCGAGGAGGUGCAGGGUGAAGCAGACCGAGAGCUCCAUGGUGGCAGGGUGGCCAGACGCUUUCGGUCGGAGCCCCCGAGCCCGGCUGACCGUCCCUCGCCCAAGUCAAGGUCCCCCGUCAGAUCGCCCGCCGCCUCCCCCGUUGCCGUGUCACCCGGGAACGAGGACGGUGAUGAUUCGCCGAAACGUCGAGAUGAUGAGCUGCAAGAAAGUGAGCCUGAGCUGGACUCACCGACCAAAGAUGUGGAUCGCAGAACUGAAGUCGCUGCAUCGCCUCAUAAUCAGAACGAGGAUGAGGAGGAGCAGAUGACAGUAACAGAAGAUGCGAAUGAAAACGAAGGCCACGAGAAGGCAACGGAGCGUGACAGCAACCAUCUCGAGGCCCCCCAAGCUUCUAAAGUAAUAUGUGAAAGUUUCUUAGCCCAGGAAGAAGACUGUGAGGUUGUGUCAAGUCAGCAAAAAGAAAAUGCCACGGCUGUCACAGAAUGCAUCCAUGAUGCAGAGGGGAAAACAAAAGAAGUUUUGCCGCUCCCUCCAGGCAAAGUAGCAGCUGGCGAUUCUGAGUCGGAAGAGGAGAGCGCGCCCAGUCCUCGACAAGGUCACGUCCCGCCUCCAACCACCAAGAGCCCGCCCCUCAGUCCCACGCUCAGGGACGGCCCCCUGAUCUGCACGGAAAUCGACUCGGAGACGGCGCGGGCCGUCCGGUCCCUGGCACGAGAGAGCGAGCGGGACGCGGUGUACCAGGACUGCGUGGAGAGCCAAGAGGCCUGCAGGAACGUGCACACCUACGCCCCCGUGACUCCGCUGGAGGACUGCCCCCAGUCAGACCACAGCAGCCCGCUUUCGUCGGCGCAGUCGCAUCCCAGCCAGUCGGUACGCUCCGUCAACAGCCCGGCCGUAUCCAUCCUGGAGGCGGGGGGCUACACGCAGAUCAGCCCCGACCACAGUGCCAUCUCGGUGCCGUCCAUCCACAACAUGGAGACCAGCCCCAUGAUGGAUGUGCCGUCGGUGUCGGACCACUCGCAGCAGGUGGUGGACAGCGGCUUCAGUGACCUGGGCAGCAUCGAGAGCACCACCGAGAACUACGAGAACCCCAGUAGCUACGACUCCACCUUGGGGGGCAGCGCCUGCGGGGCCGCCGCCCCCCAGGGCAGCUGCCCCUACAGCGGCAUACCUCCCGGCGGGCUGGCCCAGAGCAGCUGCGCCGUCAGCCAGCAAAUGGCCGCCGUCAACCCGGGAGGCUGCGGCAUGAUCCAGCAGAACAGCCUGAGCUCGCCGCAGCAAUGCAACGUCAAGUCGCCGCAGGGCUGCGUGGUGACGGCCGAGCGGCCGCCCAGCGCCAGUCAGCGCGGCCAGCCGCACGGCAGGCACGGCCCCCACAAUCAGCACAAUCAACACAAUCCCCACAACCAGCAUAGUCACCACCACAAUCACCACCUGCAGCACAAUCAGCUCAGCCAGCACAAUCAGCCAGCCAUGCACAACCUCCACAAUCAGCACGCCCUGCAGGACGCCGCCGCCGCCACUGGUGCCCAGUGCGCCCUUCCCGCCAACUUCGCAGGCGUGCAGCUGCCCGACAUCGCCGAGUCAGGCAACCCCAAUUUCGCCCUCUACGAGAGGAUCAACCACCAGGGCGAGUACGCCGGCGGCCACUACCCGCAGUCGUCGGGCCUCAGCCUGGCCAAGCUGCAGCAGUUCACCAACACCUUCAUCGAGCAUCCCCGCUCGCUGCCCUUCACCCACUCGCCGUCGCACCCCAUCACGUCCUAUGCCAACACCCCCUCGCUGUCCUCGCAGCACUCCGGCUUGGUGUCCCUGUCGCAGACCCCGCACCGCGUCCCCAACCCCCAGGUGCAGGCGACCAUGACGCCGCCGCCGGCUAUGAUGCUUCAGCGCAACAUGGGGAUGCCUCCGGCCCAACGCAUCCAGUCCCAGACAGUGACCAAGAGUCACGCCUCGGCGCGCUCCAAGUCGGCACCGCUCACGCACCACCAACACCACCACCACCAUCACCACCACCACCAGCAACAGCAGCAGCACCAGCAGCAGAUGUACGCGCGGCAGACCCAGGGCGUGGCCAUGCAGGCGCCGGCCCGGACGCUGGCGGGCAUGCCGCGCGUCAACAUGAGCGUCAACAUCAUGCCGGCGCCGGCGUACAACUCCAUGAACAUGCCCUCGCUCAACGCCAUGAACGGCUACGGCAUGAGCCAGCCCAUGAUGAACAGCGGCUACCACGGCAACCACGCCGCCUACAUGAACCAGUCGCCCCAGUACUCUAUGCAGAUGGGCAUGAUGGGAACGCAGCCAUACGCCCAGCAGCCCAUGCAGGCGCCGCCGCACGGCAACAUGGUGUACACUCCGGCCGGUCACCACGGCUACAUGAACCCGGGCAUGUCCAAGCAAUCGCUGAAAGGGUCUUUCAUCAGGCGGUAGCCCGCCGCCGCUGCGUCUUUUCGCUUUAGAUGCACUGAUAUGGCCUUUGCUCUUCUGCUUUGUGUGAUCGACACUACUCAGAAAAAAAAAAAAAAAAUAGAGAUGUUGGCCUUUUGGGUGAAAUCUCAGGUUGAACAUCAAAUACGCUUAACUUGACCAUCUCUAAAUUUGGAAUGCACUUGUCUGACUGGUGAAAGUUUGCAGAUGAUAAAUUCACCAGGAGCCAAACUGGAUGGAGCUCAGACCGUUGCUAUUGAGCUUUUGCCAUUCCCGAAUGACCUUUUUUUUUAUUGUUAUUUUCAUAAACACAUCAAAGAUGGUGAAUCUGAAAUCAGACCAGGCUGGCAGUGGUCAAGAAAAAUGACUGCCUCCGGUUGCGCAGUUUAGCUUCUUCCUGAAAUUUCACCCAAAAGCAGACAUCCCUCAUUUUUGGGAGUUGUGUAUAUAAAUAUAUAGAUUUUUAUUUGUUUUUCUUCUUCUUUAAAGACAAAAACCAGCAGCAGCACUUGGAAAGAAUGCAAAUAUUUUCAUUCAAAAAAAGAAAACAAACAAAAAAAAAGAGCGAUUUUGUUCGUCCAAGAUGGGGAAGCCUUACAACAUGGUGAUGUUGAAAAUGAAAUUCUAUUUAAUUAGCGGCAGGUUCAGCGGCUGCGAGGUCGGCUUACCGUCGCCACAUAGCAGCCUCCCACGGAAGCCAUUUUUGUUUUCAUGUGCCUGCUCACGAGUGGAACCUGUUCGGUGUGUUAACUGUCCAACAGUGCUCACGCGCAAACCAUUUCGUUUGUACCAUAUUCACGCCUUUGUAUAUUUAAAUUAUUGUACUAUUUUUUUUUUUUUUUUUUUUGGGGUCAAGUGGCAAACCUUAGCAUGCUUGGGUCUCUCCUUUAGUGACAGUGCAUUGAGUAGUACUGUACAAGUGUUGUGCUUAACAAAUAGCAAGCCAUUUUCAAGCUACCGGGCCUUUUAUUAGGUGAAAAAUAAAAAUUAUAUUUUGUUAACGCUAAUAAUGUUAAAAAAAAAAAAAAAAACAACUGUAAAACUUAGUCCUGUUUUCUGUUGCGCUUUGAGAGGUUUUAUUGCUCUAUGUGUGUAUAAUUCUGAAGUCUUUUUGUAACAGAUCUCCUUGAGGCAGCUUUCUGUUUAAUAAAGCAAGACGGAUUUCUGUCCAAAUAUGCGAGCAUAUCUCCCUCUUUGUACACUCCAAAUUAUGAUCUAUCUCCCUAGCGAGCGAUCGGUCGCUCAUUCUAUCUAUUAAUGUAAAUAAUGUAACAAUAAAGAAAAUAUCAAUUUCA
This is a messenger RNA of Hippocampus comes (tiger tail seahorse), 7867 nucleotides long. RefSeq names its product K(lysine) acetyltransferase 6B (gene kat6b). Gene Ontology annotation, cellular component: MOZ/MORF histone acetyltransferase complex; nucleosome; chromatin. Gene Ontology annotation, molecular function: histone H3 acetyltransferase activity; chromatin binding; DNA binding. Gene Ontology annotation, biological process: regulation of transcription by RNA polymerase II; nucleosome assembly. The transcript has 16 exons. NCBI's taxonomy places the organism in Eukaryota, Metazoa, Chordata, Actinopteri, Syngnathiformes, Syngnathidae. The coding region runs from base 447 to 6575 and encodes 2042 amino acids. The record is from RefSeq and is a predicted model, not a curated record.